Molecule: messenger RNA, 504 nt
Organism: Canis lupus familiaris (dog)
Lineage: Eukaryota; Metazoa; Chordata; Mammalia; Carnivora; Canidae
Product: serine/threonine-protein kinase SIK2-like
Exons: 3
Coding region: 45-476 (143 amino acids)
Biological process (GO): microtubule cytoskeleton organization; intracellular signal transduction; protein phosphorylation
Cellular component (GO): cytoplasm
Molecular function (GO): tau-protein kinase activity; protein serine/threonine kinase activity; ATP binding
Source: RefSeq, a predicted model, not a curated record
CCCGCCCGCGCUCCAGUCCGCCGUGUCUAGCAGCGGGGCCCAGCAUGGUCAUGGCGGAUGGCCCGAAGCACUUGCAGCGCGGGCCGGUCCGGGUGGGGUUCUACGACAUCGAGGGCACGCUGGGCAAGGGUAACUUCGCUGUGGUGAAGCUGGGGCGGCACCGGAUCACCAAGACGGAGGUGGCGAUAAAAAUAAUUGAUAAAUCUCAGCUGGAUGCAGUGAACCUUGAGAAAAUCUACCGAGAAGUACAAAUAAUGAAAAUGUUAGACCACCCACACAUCAUCAAACUUUAUCAGGUAAUGGAGACCAAAAAUAUGUUGUACCUUGUGACAGAAUAUGCCAAAAAUGGAGAAAUUUUUGGUAAGUAUUUACUAUUCUUUAAAUUUGUUUUUAAUUUGAAAAUGUCACUAAUCUUCAUGAAUGGAAUAUUUCCUAUUGACUUUCCUGCUUGUUUAAGAGUUGGCAACAUGAACUAGAAAUUUUUAAGCAUUACAAUAUAAUAAA